Rhizopus microsporus ATCC 52813 is the source of this 2055-nucleotide messenger RNA. RefSeq names its product cleavage and polyadenylation specificity factor 3, isoform CRA_b. The record is from RefSeq and is a predicted model, not a curated record. The transcript is spliced from 10 exons. Gene Ontology annotation, cellular component: mRNA cleavage and polyadenylation specificity factor complex. Gene Ontology annotation, molecular function: RNA endonuclease activity; 5'-3' exonuclease activity; RNA binding. The coding region runs from base 31 to 1947 and encodes 638 amino acids. Lineage: Eukaryota; Fungi; Mucoromycota; Mucoromycetes; Mucorales; Rhizopodaceae. Gene Ontology annotation, biological process: mRNA 3'-end processing by stem-loop binding and cleavage.
AAAAGAAAAGCAGAAACAGAAAUUCCAAUCAUGGAUGAGAAUGAUUUAUUGAAAAUCACGCCUUUAGGAGCUGGUAAUGAAGUAGGACGUUCUUCCAUUUUGAUGGAAUACAAGGGAAAAACGAUUUUGCUUGAUGCUGGUAUUCACCCUGCUUAUAACGGACUGGCUUCUCUUCCCUUUUUUGAUGAAAUGGAUCCUGCUAGUAUUGAUGUCUUGUUGGUCACUCACUUUCACGUAGAUCAUGCAGCCUCAGUACCCUAUUUAAUGGAAAAGACAUCGUUCAAGGGUCGUGUAUUUAUGACACAUCCAACUAAAGCAAUUUACAAGUGGCUAUUAAGCGAUUACUUGCGAGUAAGCCAUAUUGGUGACGAAGAUCAGCUGUACACAGAAGAGGACUUGAUUAAUUCAUUUCAUCGAAUUGAAGCGAUUGAUUAUCAUCAACAGGUGGAGGUAGAAGGUAUCAAGUUUACUGCAUACAACGCUGGGCACGUUCUUGGCGCAGCUAUGUUCUUGAUUGAGAUAGCUGGUGUAAAGGUACUCUACACGGGUGAUUACUCUCGAGAGGAGGACCGUCACUUGAUGGCAGCCGAGAAACCUGAAGGAUCGGUGGAUGUGUUGAUCACAGAAAGUACUUACGGUGUUCAAAGCCAUGAACCACGUUUAGCCAAAGAGACGCGAUUUACAUCACUUGUUCACGAUAUCGUCACACGUGGUGGGCGAUGUCUUAUGCCAGUGUUUGCUCUUGGUCGUGCACAGGAGCUUUUGCUCAUCUUGGACGAAUAUUGGGAGGCACACCCCGAGUUGGAUAAUAUUCCAAUUUAUUAUGCAUCUAGUUUAGCUAAGCGAUGUAUGGCUGUCUACCAAACAUAUAUCAACAUGAUGAACGCCCGUAUUCGCAAACAGUUUGCCAUAUCUAAUCCAUUUAUAUUUAAGCAUAUCAGUAAUUUAAAGAAUGUAGAACAGUUUGAAGAUUCUGGUCCAUGUGUCAUGAUGGCAAGCCCUGGUAUGCUUCAAAAUGGCUUAUCAAGAGAACUAUUUGAACGUUGGGCACCUGAUAAAAAGAACGGCUUGGUCAUUACGGGUUAUUGUGUUGAAAAUACACCAGCAAGACAAGCAAUGAAUGAACCUUCUGAUUUUCAAGCAAUGGACGGUCGAAAGAUUCCAUUAAGGAUGUCUGUAGAUUACAUAUCAUUUUCUGCUCACGUAGACUUUACACAGAACAGCAAGUUUAUCGAUGAAAUCAAAGCGCCUCAUGUGAUAUUAGUGCAUGGUGAAGCCAAUGCCAUGUAUCGUCUAAAGUCAGCGUUGCAGAGUAAAUAUUCUGAAAAAGAAGAGAACGUGACGAUCUAUACACCUAAAAACUGUGACACUGUCAAACUGCACUUCCGUGGAGAAAAGAUGGCCAAGACUAUUGGAAGAUUAGCUGCAAAAUACCCUACAGAAAAUCAGCCCUUGAAUGGUGUAUUGCUCGUCAAGGACUUUCAAUUGAACAUAAUGAGUCCAGAGGAUUUGAACGAACUCGGUGGACUGAUAACCACGGUCAUCACACAGAGACAAGUAGUGCCUUUUAAUGCUGGCGUUGGGUUAUUAAAGUGGCAUCUUGAAAUGGUAUUUGGUGAAAUGAAAGAAACGGAGCUUUCUGAAGAAAAAGAUGGUCAAGAAGGCACAGUGCUCAGAGUGUUUGAUACAGUAGACAUCAAGAAACUGACAUCCAGUCCUAAUCAUGUUACACUUGAGUGGGUAGGAAAUGCCAUGAAUGAUAUGGUGGCAGAUUCAGUGCUAGCCAUUAUUUUAUCAAUCGAUAGUUCUCCUGCAAGUGUGAAAGUGAGUUCACAACAUUGUUCACACGAUCAUGGCGUCAAGAUAGAAGAAAUUGAACAAGAUGAAAAAGAUGAAAAGCAAGAUAUAGAUGCAAAGGAGAUCAAGGAUGAAAAGAUGGUGUCAUAAACUUCUUUGAAUACAAGUAACAUACAAAUCAAUGAGCCAUAUCCCAGGCUCACAAUAAAAGUCAUUGUAAUCUCAGUGGCCCCCUGUGGCGCAGUUUCAUUAUCCCGC